AUGUCGUCGUCUCAAGACUCCAUCCUCACUCUGUCGUGCCCAGACCGUCCGGGUAUCGUCCACGCCGUGACGGGCAUCUUUGCCUCCCACGGGCACAACAUUGCCGACCUGCAGCAGUUCAGUGACACCUCGUCGGACCGCUUCUUCAUGAGGGUGCAUUUCAAGCCAGCCCCGGCCAAGGAAAGCGCGUCGCAGGAGUCCAGUGGCAGCACUGAGCACCUUGUCGCUCCCUUUGACGCCCUGGCAGCUGAGUACAAAAUGGACUACAAGAUUCACCCCGUAGCGCGUAAGACGCGGGUCCUUAUCAUGGUGUCUAAGAUUGGCCACUGCAUCCACCACCUCCUCUACCGCAUGCGCGCCGGCCAGCUGCCCAUUGAUGUGGCCCUGAUCGUCUCCAACCACCCCGAGUUUGCCGACCUGGCUGCCAGCUACGGAAUUCCCUUCCACCACUUGCCCGUGACGACGGCCACCAAGCAGGCCCAGGAGGAGGCCGUGCUGGACCUGGUACGUAAGAACGAUAUCGAGCUUGUCGUCCUGGCCCGCUACAUGCAGAUCCUCUCGCCUUUCCUGUGCGACGCCCUGCCCGGCCGCAUCAUCAACAUCCACCACUCCUUCCUGCCUUCCUUUAAGGGUGCCCGGCCCUACCACCAGGCUUACGAGCGCGGCGUCAAGAUCAUGGGUGCCACAGCGCACUUUGUCACGGCCAACCUCGACGAGGGCCCCAUCAUCGAGCAGCAGGUCGCUCGUGUCAACCACGGGCUCGAGCCUAAGCAGCUAACUGCCGAGGGUUCAAACGUUGAGAGUUUGACUCUGGCCACGGCUGUACGCUGGUAUGCCGAGAGGAGGGUGUUUCUUAAUGGCAUCAAGACUGUUGUUUUCUCCUAG
Geosmithia morbida is the source of this 885-nucleotide messenger RNA. RefSeq names its product formyltetrahydrofolate deformylase. The coding region runs from base 1 to 885 and encodes 294 amino acids. The record is from RefSeq and is a predicted model, not a curated record. The transcript has a single exon. Gene Ontology annotation, molecular function: formyltetrahydrofolate deformylase activity. Gene Ontology annotation, biological process: 'de novo' IMP biosynthetic process. NCBI's taxonomy places the organism in Eukaryota, Fungi, Ascomycota, Sordariomycetes, Hypocreales, Bionectriaceae.